AUGCCUAUGCCCACUAACGACGACUAUACACCUAAAGGCACACUUUUCGAAGAGCCUGUCAUCUAUAUAAGCAAGGUGCCAUACAGUAUGACCAACAACGAACUCGAAGAGAUUCUCAAAGUCGUUAACACUCCCAAUGUCGACCUUAAACCUUCUGGAACCAUGGCCCCUUCAAGUGGUGUCGUUCGAUUUUCCACCAAAAAUGAAGCUGAGAGAGCAUUUGCCUUUUACAACAACAUUUCACUCGAUAAGAGCGUUCUUAAAUUUCAUAUCAAAGAUCCCAGCAGCGGAUCAGAUAUCCUACCAAAUGCACAAAUUUUACUAGUAAAACAAUUGCCUAAUGGAAUAGAUAAAAAUGAAGUGUUUGACCUCUUCAGAAAUUACGGCCCUUUAUAUUCGUGUAAGCUUCUUCAUAAAGGCCAAGCUCAUGUGCAUUUCUUUGAAGACUCUGCUGCGCACGAAGCACUCAAGGCUCUGCAUUGUAGCGAGUAUCACGGAAAAACCCUUGCACUCCAAUUUUUCAUUCCUCGCAAGAAUAUGGCUCACCAACGUACAUCCUCCGUUAAUAGUAUCAGUAGCGUCACCACAAACCAUAUCAACAACAAUGGUUCUAAUCUCAUGAUUUCUACUAAUUACCAGAAUAAUAAUAACCAAUUACUUCAGUCACCUAAUUCAGAAGGUCCGCUUGUUGAUCCAUGCAAUCUCUUCAUCAAGAAUCUCGACGCCAACAUUUCAAGCAGCGAUCUUUUCAACCAUUUCCGCAAGUUUGGUCGCAUAAUUAGCGCUCGCGUGAUGCGCGACCAAGAAACCGGAAACUCAAAAGGCUUCGGUUUUGUGAGCUACACUAACCCAGAAGAGGCCGAACGAGCAAAGUCGUCAAUGAAUAACAAAACUCUAGGCUCUAAACAAAUUGUUGUUAGACUGCAUGAGCCAAAGAAAUUGCGGGAGACGAAAACAACUUUUAAUGGACCAGCGUCUCCAACGGAAUCGCGCGCACCAUCAAGAAGAAACUCUGAAAUUUAUGCGGUCAAUGCUUACAAUGAAUUUAACCAGGAAGAGUUGUCCGAUUUGGCUCCUAAAGCGAGAAGAGAGGUGUUGAUGUCUGAAUUGCAAAAGAGAUUCAGACAUAUCCCGAGCAUACCUCAAGAGGAGGUUACUCCAAUUAUCGAUAUCUUGUUGGCUUACAAACUGCCAGAAAUAUUGCAUAUGUUUGAGGACCCUCAGGCACUGCAACAAAAGAUCACAGAAGCACGCCAGCAACUUAAAGGCAAAAACCGCCGCGGUUCAGAUGAAAACACUAGCGUGUCUACAACCUCGCAUCUGCCAUCUCUAGUUGCGCCUACUAUUCCUGCUACUCAAAUGCCUUCACUCGCUCCUGUACCUGAACGAGAGAAAUUCCUUCGUGCAAUUAGAAAAUUCAACCCUCGUCACAGUCAAGAAGUUCUCGACUUGAUCAUGAGCUUAUCCAAGAAAGAGCGGUCUCUGUGCUACUUCAACUCGGAGUAUCUGGAUAAGAAAAUUUUAGAAGCAAUCGCUGCUUUGGAGUUUACACAGGACGAUUCCGUGACGACACCGUCCACUACUAAACCGUCCACGCCCAGAGAAUUUUCGCCCGCGUCAACUCCUACCAAAUCGCCCGAGCCUAUUAGUUUCAAGGGUGUAGUUGCUCCCCCGAAGACUGCAGAGAAAAAUGGUCAUUAUGACCAAAAUAAUUCUCUGUACGAGGAAACCGAACAGUUUUUGAGGAUGUUGGAACAGAAACCCGUUGUCGAGCGGAAGCAGAAACUCGGCGAUAAACUAUUUCCAAAAGUUAAGAGCCUUGGUUUGCGAAGUGCACAGGCCAGCAAAGUCACAAUCAAUCUUUUAGACACUGAUGAUCUUCGUGAGCUUGCACAUUCUAUGAACGACAUCGCUAAAUUUAAGGCAAAGGUCGACGCUGCUAUCGUUAAAGUUAACGCACUCAAAUAA
Molecule: messenger RNA, 1968 nt
Organism: Paraglomus brasilianum
Lineage: Eukaryota; Fungi; Glomeromycota; Glomeromycetes; Paraglomerales; Paraglomeraceae
Source: the annotation of a GenBank genome assembly